This is a messenger RNA of Rangifer tarandus platyrhynchus (Svalbard reindeer), 417 nucleotides long. NCBI's taxonomy places the organism in Eukaryota, Metazoa, Chordata, Mammalia, Artiodactyla, Cervidae. The record is from the annotation of a GenBank genome assembly.
AUGCACCCAGGCCAAAGGAAAUCCUUUCCAGAAGGAAGCCGGGUUAUCAGACAGGCAGGCGCUGCCUCACAUGUUGAAGGAAGUCACCAUGGAGUGCGGUUAAUGAUAAAGGCAGGAAUGUGGCAGGCAGGCACUCGUCUGGACCUGACUGUGGAGCUGCUGGUGAAAUUCCACAGGACGUUUGGUGCACUCAUCGCUGGGAACCUCGGCUACCUUGGGAUUCAUGCAACUGGCUGCUCGUGGCGUGCUGCUCACUCUCUUGGAGCUUUGAUUCAUGUGGGAGAAAGGUCUGAGGAGUCCACACACACCAGGCAUAAAACAAAUGCAUGGGAGGAGGGCUGUGUGUUGCAACACAGCAUGUGCUGUGAGUUUGUGCAAAGGCUGUGGUGUCUCUCUUUCCAAGGAGAAAGCCUCUAA